This is a messenger RNA of Emiliania huxleyi CCMP1516, 2064 nucleotides long. RefSeq lists its product as hypothetical. The transcript has 19 exons. Bases 1 to 2064 code for a protein of 687 amino acids. The record is from RefSeq and is a predicted model, not a curated record. Gene Ontology annotation, molecular function: histone binding; chromatin DNA binding. Gene Ontology annotation, biological process: regulation of DNA-templated transcription. Gene Ontology annotation, cellular component: nucleus. NCBI's taxonomy places the organism in Eukaryota, Haptophyta, Isochrysidales, Noelaerhabdaceae.
AUGGGUAGGGAGUCUGUGCCCGGGCGGUGUCCGGUGCGGAGUCUCUCUCUGAUCCCACCUGUGGUGUUGGGUGGGCGAGCCUCGAGCGCGCUCAUCUCGAUCGUCAAGGCGUCGCUACGCGCGGUCUUCCGCGGGGGGGGCUUCGUCGACGGGUGUGGUGUGGGCGCGAGAAUAGCUCCGCCGUUCAUGGAGGCAACCGAUACGAGUCGACUGGUCACGACGGAGAAUCAGCAGCCCAUCAGCUCCGUGACCGUCACCCCGGAUACCAAGAGCAAGCCUUCCAAGGCGAAGAAGUAUCUCAAAAACUUCGAGAUCUGGGUCGGCAAGAAGGCUGGAGAAAAGGCGGUGAAGCACCGCUACGUGACUAUCAUUCUCCCCGGCAAGAAGAAAACGCUCGCGUUUGGCGAGAUAGAGGCGGCCGCGAUCCUCGACGCCUGGCUCCACGGUCACCAGCGAGCGGUCUGGGUGUCGGCGUCGGCGGACUUGCACGCAGACGCCGUGCGCGACUUGCGCGCCGUGUGCUCUGCCACGCCGGGCAUGCCGCAGCUGCACAAGCUCGUCACCCCGCUCUCCUCUGCGCCGAUCGGCGUCGUCUUUUCGUCGUACGCGCUGCUCGCGCGGCCAGCGCGGCUCGCCCAGCUCCUCGCGUGGUGCCAGGGCGGCGGGCGGCGCGGCGGCCGGCAGAGCGGUGCGCGCCCCUUUGAGGGCGUCGUGUGCCUCGACGAGUGCCACCGCGCCAAGGCGGCGACCGCCACCGGCAUGGGGACGCUCUUUGCCACCGGCAUGGGGACGCUCUUUGCCACCGGCAUGGGGACGCUCUUUGCCACCGGCAUGGGGACGCUCUUUGCCACCGGCAUGGGGACGCUCUUUGCCACCGGCAUGGGGACGCUCUUUGCCACCGGCAUGGGGACGCUCUUUGCCACCGGCAUGGGGACGGCGGUGCUGCGCAUGCAGGCUGAGCUCCCGCUGGGCCGUCUCAUCUAUGCGUCCGCCACCGCCGCGACCGAGCUGCAAAACAUGGCUCCCACAACUCACGGGCGGCUUCGGCCUGUGAAAGACGAGAUGCCGGGCACCGGCUUCGCUUCCUUCGGCGCUUUCCGCUCCGAGAUGACCGCGGCGGGGCCGGCGGCGCAGGAGCUGCUACCGCUGCACCUCAAGGCCACGGGGCGGCUUGUUUCCCGGCUCAUCUCGUUUGAGGGCGUCCCGAUCACGGCGCGCCUCUCGGCAAAGGGCGUGCCAGCCGUCGAGCUCUCUGGGCGGCACGAGGCGGCGCCACUGCGGGCGGCCUCGCGGGAGCGCUUCCAGUCCGGCGAGGCGCGCGCGCGCGUCGCAGUCAUUUCGGAUGCGGCCUCGACGGGCGUCUCGCUGCACUGCCCGCCCGCCACCGAGGGCGUGCCCGUGCGGCCGCGCUUGCACGUCACGCUCGAGCUCAACUGGUCCGCCGAUCGGCAGCUGCAGCAGCUCGGCCGGACGCACCGCACCGGCCAGGCCGUGCCGCCCGAACACAUCCUCAUCGUUACGGACGUCGGCGGCGAGCGCCGGUUCGUGUCGACGGUAGCGCGGCGCCUCCGCUCGCUCGGCGCGCUCUCGGGCGGUUCCGUCGGCGGCACCGGCGCUUGCCACAGCGCAACUUCUGCCACGGCCGCCGCCGCCGCUGGCGGCGGCGGCGACGCGGAGGGCGGCGGCGGUGCUUGCGACGGUGGCGCGGCGGGCGGCGGCGGCGGCGGCGGCGGCGGCUGCGGCGGCGGCGGCGGCGGGGCGGGCAGCGGCGGCGGGGCGGGCAGCGGUGGCGGCGGGGCGGGCGCCGCCGAUGCGGGCGGCGGCGGAGGGUGGAGCGAGGUGUUGACGUCGAUGGAGACCGCCGAGGGCUCAGCGGCGCUCGUCGCAAUGUACACGGCGCUCGGCGUCGCCGCCGCGGAGAGUGCGGAUGGCAUUCCCGACGCGACGGCGCGCCGCGCGCUGCGCCGCUAUCUUCGCUCUCGCGUGCGGGUUGGGGCGGGCGGCAACUGCACCGCUGUUAGGGACAAGGUCGUGGAGGCGGCGCCGGCGGCACGAGAUGGCUAA